Saprolegnia parasitica CBS 223.65 is the source of this 1425-nucleotide messenger RNA. RefSeq lists its product as hypothetical. NCBI's taxonomy places the organism in Eukaryota, Oomycota, Saprolegniomycetes, Saprolegniales, Saprolegniaceae. The record is from RefSeq and is a predicted model, not a curated record. The transcript is spliced from 4 exons. Gene Ontology annotation, molecular function: protein binding; mRNA binding. Bases 149 to 1387 code for a protein of 412 amino acids.
UCGGGAGACUCCUCCUCAUCUCUUGGACUGCCGCGGGUACAGCGGAAGGACGAGCCCGCCGACGUCGACGACGCCCGAACCCGACCCGCCACGCCGCCGGCGACCUCUGCCGACCCGGACCGAAUCGCAUACGUCUUCUUCUGCCACGAUGGCCAACGACAUGGAGUCGCUUCACUUGCCCCGCCUCGACCUUGGCAUCUUCAAGAGCAGCUGCCGGUACCUCGAGCGCAUUGGCAAGCCUUCGAUCCCGUUCCAGCCGCCGGCGUGGGCCCUCCCGGCGUCGCGCAAGCCUGCAUCGGUCGCGCUCAUCGACGUCUUCAAGCUCAACGAAGUCAUUGCGAGUGUGAGCGUCGACACCAAGUCGUACUUUGUGUUUGGCCGCAACGCGCUCGUCUGCGACAUCGUCUUGGAGCAUUGCUCCAUUUCUCGCAUGCACGCCUGCUUGGUGCACCACAGUGACGGCUCAGCUUACAUUGUCGACUUGGGCUCUUGCCACGGCACAUUCAUGGACGCCGAGAAGCUCGAGCCCCUUCGACCGACCCUCAUCACGCACGGCGCCCAACUACGGUUUGGCGUCUCGUCGCGCUCGUACCGCUUCAAGACGUUUGAGUCGCGCGAGCAGAUUCUGCGCCGCCUCCACGCAACGGUCGGGCUGCACGACGACGAGCGCUUGCUGCAGACGAAUACGCUGUUGAACCGCUUCGUGUCGUACCGGCUCGACGUGCCUGCCCAAACGCACCAGUCGGUGGUGCAUCCCCACAGUAGGCCUCCCGCGCUGCGAACCGUGACCUCACGUGCUCGUGCAGAGGCCGCGAACCGCGUGGCUUCCAACUCGACCGACACGAACGAAGACACGUCGCAGGUCGAGGACGAGUCGUCGUCGUCGUCGACGUCGUCGCACCGCCACUCGGCCGAGAACCUCGACUCGUUUGCCAUGGUCGACAUUGCCGAAGAGCCAUCGCAGCGGCCGCUCGCGUCAAGGAAGCGCACGCGGCCGCUCUCGGCGACAGACCGGACCAACCAAGUGUUUUUGACGUUCGAUAUGAAGCGCGUCCAGUUCGUGGUCGACCCGCCGACGAUCAUUCCGCCGCCGCCGCCGUCGGAUGAAGCGUACGAUCAGCACGCUCGGAGCCAUGUCGUCGCCAAUGAGCCUGAUGAUGUAGCGAUGGAGUGUGACGACGACGACGAGUAUGCAGCGGCCGUCCCGCCGCUUCUGAACUAUGGCCCGAUGGGCGACACUCCCAUGGACGAGUACAUGAUGGAGAACCCUUUUGCGACCGUGGCGCCCGACUCGGGUCGCUGUGCGAUGCCGCUGAGCCUUCAGUUCCCACUCUGCAGCGACCGCCCGUCCCUCGACUUUGGCCGGCGACGAUCGACGAUCGGCUAAGACGACGUGUAAUAUUAUAUUUCUGUGUUCGACUUGGC